Cladocopium goreaui is the source of this 1485-nucleotide messenger RNA. Lineage: Eukaryota; Dinophyceae; Suessiales; Symbiodiniaceae. The record is from the annotation of a GenBank genome assembly.
UCAUGUCAACAUCCUGUUUUUUCCCCUCAAACCAGCCCCCCAAAUCCACGCUUCUUGCGCGCUGCGUUCAGCGCACGCCGCAAGCGCACCUCGAUGAUGGACCCUGAAGCAGAAGCUCGAGGUGACCCGACGUCAGCUCCGACGUCGACCUCGAAGCUGGAGCUGCCCACGGUGAGUCUGGUGAUUUUGGCCACCUUAGCCUCGGUCUUCGCGCUGUACAAGUUGCAAAGUGUGCUGGUGCCGUUGACUCUGGCCAUUGGUUUUGCACAGCUCUUCCAACCAAUGGUUUGUUGGCUCUCUCGACUGCCAAGCAAUCUCUGGAGGUGUGUCAGGUGGCUUUUGAAAUGCCGCCGUGCGCCGCGCCCUGCCGACGGCGGAGAGAUCUCGCUGGGCGCCGCGCAGGCGGCGAGAUCGGCGGACGGUGCAGCCUUUUUGGGCGCAGAGAGAUCGCCCAGUAUGGUCUCUGCUGGUACAGCUUCAUUGGUUGAGGAGGUCGUAGUGCUGUGGUCUCCAAGCUCAUUGAGGAAUGAGUCAAAGAGACAGGCACUUUGUAGACGACUGCAGCUUUGGGGCCAAGGCUUAUGGGACAUUGUCGCCGUGUUGCUGUGCACUGCCUUCCUAAUUGGCCUGCUGAUCUUAUUCGUGUGGUCCAUGGUGCAGGCCUUUCAACAUUUUGAUUUCACAAAAUACAAGAAUUCCUACAAAAUCACCAGCUUUUUGGCGUGGCUAAAGCGCCAUGGCGUUGACAUCAGCAAAAUGGACUGGUCCAGUAUCUGGAAUACCUUCAGAGGACAACUUUUGGAUACACUGAACGCCAUGAUCGCAUUUUCGGAGGGCAUCAUCCUGACGGCCCUGAUGUUCUUCUUCUGCCUCUAUGCCUUGUUGCCAAGCGCAAAGACCAGGAGAAAAAAACACGGCAUCAAGCACUUGAUGCAGAGAUAUCUGCUCUGGAAAACCGUCUCCAGCGCUGUGAUUGGCGCCGCUGUGGGCUUUUGUUUAGGGAUCAUGAAGGUCGAUCUGGCUUUUGUCUUUGGAAUCUUGACCUUCUUUCUGAACUUCAUUCCGAACGUGGGCGCCGCGAUCGCGGAGUUGUUACCGGUGCCCUUGGUCUUGCUGGCACCGGAUCGGACCGUGAGCGAUGCCUUUCUGGUUUUUCUAAUUCCCUUCAUCAUCCACAAUGUGUUGGGAUGCAUCCUUGAGAACAAACUCAUGCAGCAUGGACUCGACCUCCAUCCGUUGAUUGUGGUCAUCGCUCUCACCUUCUGGAGCUCGGUUUGGGGUGUCGCUGGUGCAAUCCUUUCCGUGCCCUUGACCUCGGUGAUCAGGUUAUGGCUCGAGGAGCUGGAGAAUCCUUAUGCGCAAACCGCGUUUAUGCUGAUCAAUGGUCCUCAAUCAAAGCCGCCCAAGGAGGUAGAGCCUGUGCAGGUUCCAGAUGGCUUCCACACUGCGUGAGUCGGUACGAAGAUCAGCCCACGAAUCGUAUCG